GAGAUAAACAAUAAUAUUAUUAAACAAAUCACCUUAAAAAAAAAACAAUUAUUAUUUAAAUAUUAAAUAACUUAAAGUGAAAUUUACCAAUGUUAGUUCACGCGUCAUAUUUAGCUGGUUAUUAAGGUAAUGAUUAUUUAAACAACAACAAUCUAGAAAAAGCAAUCAUAAUGAUAACAUUAAGAGGAAAAUUAAAAAAAAAUAAUGUAUCAAAUUCAAUGGAAAAAGAUUUUAAUCAACGAGUGUCAAUUCGAGAUAAGCUGUUAGUUAAAGAGGUCCAAGAAAUGGAGCAAACAUUGCCCAAUACAUGUCAGAUUAGUUUCAAAGAUGCCAACAGACUUCAUGAUUUUGAUCUUUUAAUAACUCCUGAUGAAGGCUACUGGAUGAAUGGUAAAUUUUCAUUUGAAAUUCAAGUACCUGAAGAAUAUAACAUGACGCCACCCAAGGUCAAAUGUUUGACAAAACUCUGGCAUCCAAAUAUCAAUGAAGAUGGUGAUGUUUGUUUAUCGUUGUUGAGACAAAAUAGCAUUGAUGGAAUGGGCUGGGCACCAACUCGUAAACUUAAAGAUGUAGUUUGGGGAAUUAAUUCACUUUUUACUGAUCUCCUUAACUUUGAUGAUCCAUUGAAUAGAGAAGCAGCAGAUUUAUUUUUAAAAAAUAAAGAAUUAUUUCGAGAUAAAGUUCAAGAAUAUGUUAUAAAAUAUGCAAAAAGAUGAUUAACAUUGAAAAGAAAAAUUACAUAAUUGUUAAAUCAUUUUAACUUUUGACAACUAUGAAUUUAUUAAAACAGGGAUUUAAAUUUUUUUUUCAUUUCUAUAAAC
This is a messenger RNA of Aphidius gifuensis, 821 nucleotides long. RefSeq names its product NEDD8-conjugating enzyme UBE2F-like. Bases 171 to 716 code for a protein of 181 amino acids. The record is from RefSeq and is a predicted model, not a curated record. The transcript is spliced from 5 exons. Lineage: Eukaryota; Metazoa; Arthropoda; Insecta; Hymenoptera; Braconidae.